GGCCACAGAAACGAAUCGAGCGCGCCAAUGAUCGGACGGAUCCAAUAAAAAACCCAAAUAUAGAGCCCACUCUAUAGCCGAAAGCAACCCAACUGUGAUACCAAACGAACACACAAUCCAAAGAUGUCUGCUGCUAAUAAGGUUAACCACUUGAUCGGCGCGACUACGCGUUAUAUCGCCGGACGGAAUGCGAUGCAGACGGUCUACUGGAGAACCUCCGCCGGACCCAAUCCCCGGAUGUUGAAGACCAACAAGCUGCAGAACUUCGAUCGCACCCAAAGGGCGCCCCAGAGUGUCCGGCAGCAGAACUACGAUCGCACCUACAUCCGGGAUUAGUGGAGAAGCUAGUGAACUAGUUUUAGCUUCCGACCUUGACAUGUUCCUAAUGUCGCGAUAGACAUCAUUUUUGUUGGGCACUUUGUAUUUAUUAUAUGGAGUAUUUUCUAAGGCGAUAAUCGCUAUCGUACGAAUUAGAGUUAAUCGAAUCCAAAUCAGUCCGGCGCUACGACUUUUCAUGUACCUUGGCAUUAUAUAAAAAAAACACACAAACCAAAGAUUAAAUAAAUGCAUUCUAGCGCAUAGUUAAGAGAA
Drosophila takahashii is the source of this 591-nucleotide messenger RNA. RefSeq lists its product as uncharacterized. The record is from RefSeq and is a predicted model, not a curated record. Lineage: Eukaryota; Metazoa; Arthropoda; Insecta; Diptera; Drosophilidae.